AGAUGGUGUUGCUUCUUCAGAGUCACAAACGGGAAAACCACACUUGAGUUUCGUUAACAAAGGUGGCAGGGGAGAAGCUGAAUCUGGCGAUAUGGACAGCAGGCGGAUUCCUCGGUACCCAGACAGUCACCAGCUCUUUGUUGGCAACCUCCCACACGACAUUGACGAAAGCGAGCUCAAAGAGUUUUUCAUGACGUAUGGGAAUGUUGUGGAGCUGCGGAUCAACACCAAGGGCGUCGGUGGGAAGCUGCCCAACUUUGGAUUCGUGGUCUUUGACGACUCUGAUCCUGUGCAAAGAAUCUUGGGGGCCAAGGUAGAAGGGGCAUGUAUUGAAAUUUCAUUACCCACUUUCAUUCAUCUGGUGGUGGUUUGGGGACACACAUUUCUGCAACUUAUACACAAUGUGACACAGUAG
This is a messenger RNA of Plectropomus leopardus (leopard coralgrouper), 415 nucleotides long. Lineage: Eukaryota; Metazoa; Chordata; Actinopteri; Perciformes; Serranidae. The record is from RefSeq and is a predicted model, not a curated record.